AGCAUCAAACAAAGGCACAAAUGGGCGUUACAACAAUGUUGUUGAUAUUGAAAUGAAAGCUUGUGAGAUGGCUAGGAAAUUUGGCAUGGAAAUCAAUACAAGUGUACUAAACCAUUGCAAUCAAACAUUCUAUUGUCCGAGGGAGAGAUUCACUUGUGUGAUGAAAAACUGGACUGUGAAUUACAACUUCAACAACGUACCUGCUCUUCCUUAUGGCGAAUACAGAUUGGAGAUGUCGUUCAUUAAGAUGCAUCAAUAUAAUAGAAAAGAGCUGAUAUCAUGUACAAGAUAUUAUGGGAUAAUUACUCCAAAAAUGCCUAAAUCUCCAAAGAAAACUCAGCAGAGUAAUCGCAUGACGAAUGCUUCAUCACUUAUUACACCAUAAGAUUCACUGUUUCGCAAUAGAAUAAAUUUCACUCUCAAAUAAAGAAUGCUU
Messenger RNA from Nilaparvata lugens (brown planthopper), 436 nucleotides. RefSeq lists its product as uncharacterized. NCBI's taxonomy places the organism in Eukaryota, Metazoa, Arthropoda, Insecta, Hemiptera, Delphacidae. Bases 53 to 385 code for a protein of 110 amino acids. The transcript is spliced from 2 exons. The record is from RefSeq and is a predicted model, not a curated record.